Macrobrachium nipponense is the source of this 10088-nucleotide messenger RNA. Its product is annotated as RNA-binding protein Raly-like. Lineage: Eukaryota; Metazoa; Arthropoda; Malacostraca; Decapoda; Palaemonidae. The record is from RefSeq and is a predicted model, not a curated record. Bases 1422 to 2492 code for a protein of 356 amino acids. Gene Ontology annotation, cellular component: nucleus. The transcript is spliced from 9 exons. Gene Ontology annotation, molecular function: RNA binding.
UAGUAGUUCUUCGUCUCCAGCCACGGCGCUACCUGCCAUUUCCUCCCGCCUUCCUCCACACCGCUCACUGGGAACUCAAAUCCGCCAUCCUGCUGCUGUUGCUGCUGCUGCUGCCCGCCGCCGCCGCUGCCGCCUCUCUCUCUUUUUGCCAGCUCGCUCGCCGCCACGCAGUUAUAUUAAUUUCUCUCUUUUUUUUUUCAUUUCGGUCUUGGCCCGGAUCCUCUCUUUCUUCGGCUCUUUUCGUCUGGCCCGCCUGCUUUCCCGUCAUCUCGUGAAAAAGGGAACGAGUGUCCUUUUCAAAAAAGGCGGCCCUGGGAAGGAAUACGUACCCGAACCCGUACAAAAGUGAGAGAAAGAGAGAAGGUAGGAUUAAUUACUUCAUAGGGUGUCGUAAGCCACAUUAAAGCUACCUUGCUGGACGUGACGUGGCGCCAUGUGAGGAAGAGAGAAAGAGAGAAACAGUGGUAGUUCCAGUGACUGAAAGGGAGUUGUAAAGCAGUUCGCCCGGCCGUGGAAGGCAUCUUCUACAGCGGCCCUGUCUCCAAUAAUGCGCGGGGCAUAACUUCAAUGAUAUGACAUUGGCACCCUCACUUCGACUCUCGUUUCUUUUUUAUCGCUUUAGACUCAUUGGACAGGUGUGAAGGACGAGACAGUUUUUCAACCGAAGGUGACAGUUAUUGAGCUGACGGCUGACGGUGUUGAAAAAAAUUGAUGUCCUUUGUGAACUCAUAAGGUCUCAUAAGGAGGAUACAUAUUGUGAGGUAUUUAGAACUGCCGAUUAUUUCAUUCAUUAGAGAGGCCUGGCUCCAAAAAAACUAUCGUAAGAGUAAAAUUCUCGUUCAUGGUUAAGUUGUACGUGGAAACGUUGAAAAUAGAUGGUCUUCUGUAUUUCAUGAGCUUUGACAGGUGGACAAUUGAAUAUUUUGGUGCACUGUAACAAGACAAUUCUCAGGUAAAUUAGUAUUGCAGUAUUCAAGUGAUAUUUAGAAAGAAUUAGAGCUGUAUGACAGGAAAUUCUGUCACGGACAUAUAGCAGUAUACACGUAUGUGUUGGAUAGCGAAUAAGAAAUUGAAGUAAGUUGCUUAAAUAAAAGUAACACAGUAGCCAUUAGGUUUUCUAGAUUUGUUUAGUAACACCUACUUAAUCAUUUUUUCAAGUUAGCAAUACCAAACAUUUUGAUGUAGCUGCGUUUUCCUGUGUACUGUUAACCAUCUUAGAGCUAUCUGUAGACCUCAUUUUUCAAACUUCUCGAAACAAAUCAAGUGUUGUUGGACAGCGCUUCAUUAAACGUCAAAUGCUACUGACGUAGACCCAUCAGCAACUGGGAGACGUAACGUAGCGUUCGGAGAACUGACACAAAUAUCAAUAAUAAAGGUGAAAGGCACCGAAGACCGUUUGUGGAAAUUUUGGCUACUUGCGCAUGCGCCAGCCUUUCAUCAUGAACGCCUAUCACCAACCAGGAAUCAGUAUGCAUAAAGGAUACGCCUUUGUCCAGUUCACCAAUCCUUUCGAUGCCCGAUCAGCCUGCAUGGGCGAGGAUGGGCGUAGUGUCUUUGGGCAGAUCCUUGAUGUCAACUUGGUGGCGGAACCCAAACCUCACCAGAUAGGCCGGAAGAGGCCUAAUGUUGCAAAGAGUGGGGCCGAUUGGGAGCAGUUCUACGACAGUUACAAUGCGGGAGCGACUCUGCAAGGGGCAAGGCUGACACCACCUCUCAAGAGGCCGAGGUUAGUGGUUCCAAGCCUUCGUCAGCAGCCGAGAGCUCAGUCGCCUAAAAAAGUGGUCACCACUCCUGGACUCGAAGAUCUCAAGACAUACAGUAGUCCCGACCUGCUGAUCUGCGGCAACUGCCGGGAGCUAUUCUCCAACCUCAGCGAUUUCAUUGACCAUCGACGGACUUACUGUAAACUCAGGUUUACCUGCAAAUGCUCUAGUCACAAUGGAACUGCCCCUCAUGGUUCGCGAUCAACAUCGUAUGGUUGUAGUGGUUCUCUCUUUCCAAACCAACGACCAUUGACGAUAAGGCCUUUUCAUUCCCCAGGGAUGGAAGAGAGCGCUUUGCUGAUGUGUGCUCUGUGUAAGGAGAAUUUUGCUUCAGCUUGGGACCUGAUGGUGCACGCCCAGGCAGCCCACAUGGUCAACAUCUACCAGUUAGCCUCCAAAGAUACAGACAAGGAUAAUGGCUCAUGCAAUGCCGCCGGGGACAACACAGCGGGCAGCACCGAAGGAAGCGACGUCGGUAUGGAUUCCUCAGCUGACGGAGGUGAAGCCUCCGGAGACGGGGCCGACGCUCCCCAUAAUGAUGAUGAACCUCAGCCCAAGCAGAACGGCGUGGGGGGACUUGACGACGGCGAGGGAGGCCACGGAUUGAGCGGAGCUGAGGAAAUCGAAGGCAACAGCACCGAUAUCAUGAACGGAGCGUCGCCCCCAACGCUUCCCACCGAUGUGGUGGUCCCCUCGUCUCUCAAAACAGAGGCCGUCGUGACACAGUGAAGCACCUCCAUUUUGGAGACCUUUUGCUAAGCUCCAUCAUCAUCUGCUCCCACUCCUCCUCCAUCAACCUGUUUCCUCCAGCCCCUCCCGUUUCUAACUGCUCCUUCUCCUUGAUAUUUCCGCUUAACCUCCUCACGACACACACACGCAAUAAAAGGAAAUACUAAAAAAGUCUAAGGGAUGAGAUGUACACUUGAGAGCACCCAUUACCUCAGAACUCCUCUACCACCUCUUCCACAAAUCUAUAAUCAAAAGAAUAAUAAUUGAUCUGGUGUAUCGAGAUGCAGAGCUUCCAUCACCAACACCGACACGUGAAGUAUCUGUCAUUUAUAUACAUAUAUUUAGAGAUAUAUAUUUUAUCUUUGCGUCUCCCCAACGCCACCUCCCUACUUUUGCAAUAAAGGCUCUUCAUAAAGAUGACUGACACUACUAGGAUGUCCCGAGACUCCAGUUUGUGUGUAACCUCCUGAAGGAAGGAGGAAGGGGUCGGGUUGUCAGUAUUAGUGUCACUUGUAAGGUAAAGAUUUUCCAUGAUCUUACAUAGACCGUAUAAUCUUCUUAGAUUACAAUAUUCAUUGUAUAUAUGGGAACUUACAUUUGGGAUUUUUUUGUUUUCUUUUCUUUUUCUGUGUAGUCAGAGAGACAUGGUGUUGUAAGAUUUUUUUCUGUUGUACAACUAAGGAGGGUCUCAGUCGGCCCCAUUUACGAAAGAAGUCAUGAUUAUUUGUAUUUCAAAAACGAAAGUAAGUUUUCCAAGGCUUCUCCCACAUAAUAUCAACCCCGCAUUUUCUCGUUACUUGGCAAUGAAUAAACACUAAUUUCAUACGGAAACUGAAAAUUAUAUAAGAUUAUACAAUUUGGCUACUGCACAGAAGCAUUAUGUGAGACUUAGACAGUCUCGAAAGGUGUAAUGGUAGCACUAUUUUUACAGCUGUCCUCAGGUUGAAGCCGAUGAAGGAAGCUAUAACUAUUGUCUAAAACUUGUAUUUGUACAUAUGAUAUACUCGCAUUGAAGAUUACCAGUACGAAUUCUAGUCAUUGAUAUUUCCAUUUGUGUUAGUAAUGACUUAAUAAUUCACCACAGGUGACAAAGGUAUUCUUACUUUUGAAUGUUUUAGAUAAUAAAAACAGUUCGGCAGAAAUGUUAAAUUACAAUAUUUUCCACUAUUGCAAAUAAUGACAAAUUAUGGUAGCUAUAAGACCAGCCAGGCGUCAAGAACUCAAAACUUUAGCUGCGUUGGGCCAAGUUUGGGUCAUAAAUUUGUAAAUUUUUUUAUAUUUUUUCGCUGUUUAUAUACAAGGAUUAGAAGUCAUCGAGGUCAUGCGACACCUUGUCUAGUCAAUCUAUCUAGUCUCUUAUUUUAAAUAACUUUCUUCUGUAUUCAAGCUGUGAACUUCAUGUAUAUCUUAAUUUUUGCAAAGGUAGAUUUUUUUUAACUUCCAUAUUUAUUGUAUUUAUGAAGUGCACAUGAAAUUUUAUAUCCAUUUACGAGGAUUCAAUAGAUAACUAGUAUUGUUUUUCCCGUGCUUGCAAACGAUGAUAAUCAGAAAAUCUUUAUAUAGGAAAGUAUUAUCGUGUUUUGCAGGUAUUCUACUCAUGGUAAGACUGAACAUUUAUGCUGUUGAAUGUGACUGCCUUCCAUCGUUGAAGAAAGGGUUACCGUGAUUUGAAAAAAACUAGAACCUGAUUGUUUGAGUGUGGAAAUUAAAAUUACCGAAGGACUUGAUUCCUAGACUAAGGAAGGCUUGUUUCCCUACAUCGGAAAGGCAAUUGGUUAUGGUUCAUGAAUGAAAUAAUCAUUUCUUUUUUCGGAGGUAGGAUACUGUUUUGUUAGUUGUCUAUAUUUGUUAGUCAGUUAAUGAUUAAGGUGGUUAACGUAGAGCGUCAGUAUUAUCAAUCAAUCAUUCAAAUGCUGUGAUGUCAUGAUUUAGGGUAAAUCUUGUCAUUUGAAAUAAUUAAACGUAGGAAAAAAGAUAACAAUAAAAACCAUAGUAGAAGUAGUGUUGUUUCAUAUACUGUAUUAAUCUUUAUAGAAAAAGAUUCAUUCUCUUUGUCUUUCUCUCUGUCUCUACAUCUCACUCUUUUUCCCACUUGAACAAAGUAAAAAAAAAAAAAAAGACAUGUUGUUGUAGCAAUCAGUUCGUAUAUUUCCUUGAAGCAACAACGAAGGCUCAUUUAGGCCCGGACUCAUCCCGCGCCCCGCAUCCUGCAUGGUGGACUUUUCCUGUAAUGGGACUCUGGUUGCCUUGGAUAUAUUAAAAUGAACUUAAGGCUUUCAGCAAGGCAUGACGUCAUCCAUGUGAUUGUUUUUGGUUACACCCAACGGCCAGGUUAUAUAGACAAGGCGUUAAAACUUUUUCUCAGCGAUAACUUCUGCUUUUUCAGUCUCUUAAAGCAUUUUUGUGCUAUGAAACAACCUGACUACAUAUCAGAAGUGUUGAAGUAAGGAUUUUGAUACAUGCUUCCGUGUACCAUCUUGUAUUCACACUUACUGCACAAUAUCAAAACUGACUGUUAUUAUUGGUUUUCCAGUAGCUUCAUUAAAAUUUUUGAUAAUUAUAUACUAGGCAUUUGUUGUUCAAAAGACACGAUGGACAUGAGGACAUAGUACAGGUGACAAAUUAGUUUGAAGUCGUGAAACCUUCAUUUCUAAUAAACCGUCGAGUAUGGAUUCUGAGACAUCUUGUCAUACAUAGCUUUGUCUAUAUAGCAGGUCAUCAGCUUCAGAAAGCUUUACCCGAACACUGAUAGACAUCUGCAGUGUUGUGUUGCAUAGGUCUGGUUUAAUUGAUAUAAAUUAUUGCAUUUUCCCCUGCUGUUAAAAGAAAACUGGGCUUACCAUGAUUUUUAGGUACACUAUUCGUCUAGCUUAUUCGUAGGUAUCCUAGUAAUGGCGCCAUGAAUACCAGUGUUGAAGUAGAAAUGCAAAAGAGACAUAAGUGCAACAUUAAGCUUCCGUGUACCGGUGCACGCAAUUAUGCCAUUAAUUUCAUGAGACAGUUGUAUGGUUUGGCAAACUACCGUAGAUUAAGCAAAUAUUUCUAUUAGAACUAAUAGAAAAACACCAAGGGGCCUGCGUCGUUUCCAUAGUUGCAUCUCACUGACCUGUACAGAGAAUGAAGAGGGAAACAUUAGCUAGUCAUCAACCAAAUGCUUGCAAUGAUUCGAGUGCCUCUGCAAUUGAUGUGGACAGACUUACAAAUUCAAAGUGCCUCUAUUAAAAAAAUAAUAAAGAAUUGUAUGGCCAUUUCAGAUUUAACUCUCAUCAGCUAUGACGUUAUGCCUUGCAGACGUCAGUUUUCUAAUUACUGCCUUGGAUGUCAUGACCAGAGAUAGUAUUGCGGAUAUAUUCUUAGACGCUUGUAAUUUCUCUGUAGUUGGUCUUCAAGAAAUCGAGGGCGCAAUUUGCUGCUCCUCUUGGACAUUAAAUCUUUUCAUUUGGGGGUCUUGCGUAUCAAAAACAAGUAAAAUAUGUCGUCAUCCUGUUUCAUAAGUCGCAUAUUUUGACGAAUGAAUAUAACCUUGUGGAAAAUUAUGUCUGUCUCGUAGUUAUUUAUUUGGAGCUGAGCGACUUUGUUAAUUGUCUUUUUACAGUACCGUCAUACAUAUCAGAAAGUUAGCUGUUAGGUCAUUGCAACUGGAAGGACAGAUUUGUACCCAAUAUCAUUAUCAUCGUUAUAUCUUUCGAAGAAAGUCUUUGUGCCAAAGAUAGGCUGAAGAUAGGUUGUAGAAAAAAUAAUAAUUAACUCAUAUAAAUAAUUGCCAUUGAGAUGAAGUAGGCUGUCUUAUUUUUCCAUUAGAUAGGCUCGUGAUUCAGAAUAAGAGUUCACUUAAGUUUGCGGAGUUCUUAGAUAACUUAAAAGAUACUGAAGUCCAGAGGCGAUCAAGGGAAUACAGUACUAAUGAUUAGCCCAAGCUCUGGAUUCUUUGCUGAACUAUGCUCUAAAAAGAGAAUUCGCUCAAUAGUUCACCAGGCAAUGGUGUUGUGAAAGGGUUCGGGCCCUAUUGCGAGGGCAGAAGACAUUCAAUUUGCCUGCCAAAGUCAAGGCCUCAGAAUAAACAUCAUUGUUCUAAAAUCGCCUUCGUUUGUGUACAAAUCUUCCCCGAAAUGAUCUGUGAAGACAUGGCUUUGUUGGUUGUUUAAAGGAUAAAACUUUCUAGAGGUUAGGUACAUAUCAUCCAUCAUGUCUUUGUCUUUUAGAAUUGUGGUUUUAAGCAGCUGUUUUGUGCCUAGGAUCAUGUGUCACUAAGGGGUCAUCGUCUUAGAGGGAUUCACUCAGUCUUUUCUGAAACCACACUCUCCUCUUUAGGCACCUUCAUGCAAUCAUCAGCAACUCUGUCUUAAUGCAAAAAUCUUAAUGCCAGGAACCUGCAUGUGUAUCAGUCUUGGUGCUCGUUGCGAACCAGGUUUUCGCCUCUCCUGUCAAUUAUUAACACAGUGACGCUGCUCAUUUCUUCACUGGCGUAAUUUUUGGGGGAAAAUUUUAGUCUUUCAGAUUCAGAUUAUUUUUUGGUUGUCGAAGUGUUGGAUUUGAUAUAGCACUAAAAAUCUGAGUGGACCCCUAAGUAUGUUCCUCAAAGAAUUUUUCUCUGUGCUGUGAAUAGAAAAAUCGAACCUCACAGGCCUUCCACUAUAGGUUCCCAGCAGCUGGUUUGGCCGCAUAUAGAAAUUAGCAUCCUUGUGAAUUUUGAGACUUGGAUUUGAGACUCCCUCUCCCUGAAACCCCUUUGUAGAUAUUGUAAGAAAUAAGGACAAUAACUUAAAUGGUAUUAUCAUGGUCGUUUUUCCAAUUUAAGGAGAAUUAAAAGCAAGCCCCGUGGAUGCACUAGGUGGACAUAUGCCGAGUUAACAGUCUGGAGCCAUAAACCUGAGAAGAGUAUUGGUUCUCAAAGUUUACUCUUGGAGGGAUAUUGUUGGAUGCUUAAAAGACACCUCUGUUUAGGUUGUCCUGUACACUGGCAAUUGAGUCGUUAACUUUUUGGUGUAGUGGCUUGAGCUAACACGGGGCUCCAGACCAAGCAUAAUAAUGAUGCAGUUUCUCCGAAACUGGUUAAUUGACCGUAUUAGAGCAUCAGGUAGAACAUGAUUCUCCAAAGUCGUUUAUAGGCUCUUUUUCAAGUGUUGGGCUAUAGCUGCUCAGUCUUUAUGAUCCCGUAACCCUCUUUUUUGAUUAGACAUAGGUAAAAUGUAUCAUCAGAAUUCCUUUCUUAUGUAGAGAUGAAGGACUCACGAUUCCUGGAUCUUAUCUGAGGGCUUUUUCUUCUUAAAUACAGUAUGUAUCCUAUAGAGAUGUGUAUAUAUGAAUAUAAUAGGUAUAUUAUAAAUUUCUUUUACUUUAUCUAAGCACAGAAAAUAAGGUCUGGUACUUGUGAGCUCUUUGCAGAGGACAUGUGAGGACAUACUUGAGAAUUUCCACAUGUGCCUACAUAUCAAAAUUUCUGAAUUUGCUCCACUUACAUUUCGAUGCAUAGAAAUAAUUCGUUAAUUUUAAAGUGCUACUUACCUUAUAGAAAUCAUUGCAUAAAUGAUAGGUAAUGCUGAAACAUCAGAGCAACUUUUAUGUCCCUAACAGUAAUUGGAAAUUUGGUACCUAUCUGGUUUUUGUCAAGUGUCCCCAAAUGUUUUCAUGUUGUCUUGAAUCCUGUUUAAAAGAAAUAAGUUUUUAGGAAUAUUGGUUUAGGGUCGACACUCAGUCAUUUUGUUCGCCCAGGGGCCAUGGAAGUGUCUGCGAUCAGUUGCAACAGCCGGAGAUAACAAAUUAAAACCUAAAACAUUUUUUCAGAGAACACAAACGUGAAUCAUUGCAUCCAAGUCUUGGCAUCGCUCACUGUAACUGCCCCAGAUAUUUGCAUGGUCCGUUCAUUUUAGUUCCCCCUCCCACCCCAGUUCCCCCAAAUUCUCCUGUCUAUCCUCCUUUCCCAGAAUUAUAAAAAGGAAGACCUUCCCUACAACCUUACCGAAUAACCUUCAACAACCCUUUGAGUAGAUAAAAUCUGCCAGAGGCAGUCUAGAAGUCAUAAUCCUCUAAGUUUAAGAAAAUAGUUUAUAGAAAUGUAACCUCAAUACGUGACCACAUAUUGGAAGGAAUGAGUUUCCCUGAUCGACACAUGAAAUAAGGAUUUUUUUCCGUUUUUAUUUAUAUGCAGUACAUAUCUUGUGUUGCUAGAUUACAAUGUUACUGUGUAGUCGGCAGGCCCGGCAAAAUACAAGCCAUUCACGGCAGGCCCGGCAUAAUUCAAGCCUCUCAUGGCAGGUCCGGCAAAAUACAACCACUCGCGGUAUGUCUGCCAAUUAGCUGACUCUGCUUUUCAAAGGCAUCUUUAAGGGCUUGGCAGCACAGAUGCCAUCUAUGACAUGCCCAGUUUCAAAAAUACUUACCAUCUUGCUUUAACUCGGAAAAUUAUAUGAACAAAAGUGUAGUGUAAUUAGUUAAGAAUAACUCUCUCGGUUGCGUGUAUCAUCGAGAAAUCUCCCCAAAUCAUUUUUUGUAGCCUCUUCCAAUGCAUUAUUAAAUAAAACUGGGAAUGAUAUGCUAUCUUGAGUUAAUGUUACAUUUCAAGUCAUAUUCAAAUUAUAUUGACAGAAUUUUAACUAUUAUAAUGCAUGUUUAAGAUUCUUGAUUAAAAAUUCUGCUUUUUGUACAUUUGUUACUACUGCAAUGCUAAUUAUUUUCUCUUUUCCUGUCAAAAAGCCAUUAUUUCUUUUCCAUAUAUCUAUUUCAUUUCACACAAAGGUGGAAAACAUUUUCUGUCAGAGGAACGAAUAUGCCAACGUCAGGAAACAAAUAUAAAUUAUUAUAAGAAUUUUUUUACUGGCUUCUGUAAGUCGAUGCUUUCCUGUUACUGUGGGAGAUAGUGUAAAUGAAUGGGCAAAGAAUGGAUAAAAAACGGACUUUCUUCCUUUCUAAAGAGAAAGAAUCGUAUCAGUUUAACCCAGGUAUCAGGUGCUUUCAUGUUUAGUUAGUCACUUCCGGUAUUUACAUUUGAUGAAGAGGUUAUUUGCGAUACUGAGGGUCGAUGUUUGGAGAAAACUCUGGCAAGAUUUACUUACUCGUAGGUAAACAGUGACUGCUAAGGUUGUCAGAAUCAGUUUCCCCAAAAUUGCAGCCAGUUGGCAUGUUAACACAAACCUCGAGAUAUCUAUCCUUUAACUUGAGACGCACGUGGACACUGAUGCCUAUAGAGGACCAAGGAUUAUGCUAACUGAAUCCUUAAGCAGGUCGUCUGUUAGGUCGAAAUUGCAGUGUAAGGCAAAGAUACUAUAUUGCAAUUGCACCCAUUCAUAUCAUGCAGUGAAUAUCACAGUGAUACCUAGAAUUACCCAUGUGUAUUUUGACAUAUGUGAAUAUUUCCUCAGUUGAUAAUCUUUAGUGUACAUGUAUUCAAAAUUUUCCUUUCCCCUUUAUUCAAAUAUAAAUAAAUAAGCAUAUAUAUAUUUUUUUCCUCUGGUUCAAAUUGGAAGGGCGACUUGAAAGAGCGCGUAACAGAGAUGGCAGUGGUCUUACUUUACUCAUAUAAAAAGUAGCGUGUUAAAUGUACGUUAAUAUUAUUAUGAAUGUUUUGUAACAGUUGGACAGUAAAAAUUGUUGCGACAA